This is a messenger RNA of Tricharina praecox, 1363 nucleotides long. Its product is annotated as polysaccharide deacetylase. Gene Ontology annotation, molecular function: hydrolase activity, acting on carbon-nitrogen (but not peptide) bonds. The record is from RefSeq and is a predicted model, not a curated record. Gene Ontology annotation, biological process: carbohydrate metabolic process. The coding region runs from base 148 to 1134 and encodes 328 amino acids. NCBI's taxonomy places the organism in Eukaryota, Fungi, Ascomycota, Pezizomycetes, Pezizales, Pyronemataceae. The transcript has 5 exons.
AAAAGGGCCGGGCGCCGAUCAAGAUUGAUUGACGUUACAUAGAGCACAUCUGUUUCUCGAUCCAUCUGUUCCCAAUCCCACUGCUCCAAAUCUCAUCUGCUCCACCACCUUACAAUCUACCUAUCAAAUUGGCCCAUAUUCUGAACAAUGGCCGAAGCAGCAGCUCCACCCAAGAAACGCAUCCUCUGCUCCUACGGCGUGGACAUCGACGCCGUCGCUGGGUGGCUCGGCUCCUACGGCGGGGAGGACUCGCACUCUGACAUUUCCCGAGGAAUGUUCGCCGGCACCGUCGGCACGCGCCGCAUGCUCAAGCUGUUCGAAAAGUACAACAUCAAGGCGACGUGGUUCAUCCCGGGGCACUCGCUCGAGACGUUUCCCGAGGAGUGCGCCAUGGUGCGGGACGCGGGGCAUGAAAUCGGCCUCCACGGCUACUCUCACGAAAACCCCGUGGACAUGACAUGGGAGCAGCAGCGGGACGUGUUAGACAAGUCCUACCGGCUUCUGACGGAAUUCUGCGGGAAGCCACCACGUGGGAAUGUCGUUCCGUGGUGGGAGUGCAACGAGGAGGGCACGGAGCUGCUGCUCAGCUACGGCAUCGAGUAUGAUCACUCCAUGAGCCACCAUGAUUGCCAGGCAUACUACCUGCGCAAGGGCGAUAGUUGGACGAAAAUUGAUUAUCAGAAGAAGGCGGAGGACUGGAUGAAGCCACUCGUUAAGGGACAGGAGACGGGAUUGGUGGAGAUUCCGGGGAGUUGGUAUAUCGACGAUCUCCCGCCGAUGAUGUUCAUCAAGAACAACGCGAACUCGCACGGGUGGGUGAACCCGCGGGACAUCGAAGACAUCUGGCGGGACCACUUCGACUACUUCUACCGGGAGCACAAAGACGAGGGGUUCAUCUUUCCGAUCACGGUGCACCCGGACGUCAGCGGGAGGCCGCACGUCCUGCUGAUGCACGAGCGCCUCAUCGAGUACAUCAACUCCCAUGAGGGCGUCGAGUGGGUCACCAUGGAGGAGAUCUGCGAUGACUUCAAGAGCAGGAAUCCGUACCCCGAGGGCGCGCUGAAGCCGAGUCCGCCAGGUGAGGCGAUGAGGGUCAGGCCGGAGUUGGGGGUUAAGGUGGGUGGUAGCGUGUAGUGGGGUAGGGCUGUGGAGUUGUACAUAUGUUUACGCGGCUUGAGAUGUAUAUAUACGAGCGACGAGAUUAUCGUUAUGGUUAAGAACGUCUGCUUGCUUCUAUUAUGGCUAGGCCUGGGUUUCACGAAUGAUCCCUUCGAUAAUCUUCAUGCCCGCAAGCGUCUUCUCUUCCUUAAACUUGCGCUCGAUAACCUGCAGUCCCACCGAAUGGCCCUUCAUAGUCAGCGGA